Oncorhynchus keta (chum salmon) is the source of this 2304-nucleotide messenger RNA. RefSeq lists its product as uncharacterized. The coding region runs from base 111 to 1145 and encodes 344 amino acids. Gene Ontology annotation, cellular component: plasma membrane. Lineage: Eukaryota; Metazoa; Chordata; Actinopteri; Salmoniformes; Salmonidae. The record is from RefSeq and is a predicted model, not a curated record. The transcript is spliced from 8 exons.
UUUAUAUGUUCAUUUCCGGUGAGAUGUUGUCGGUCUCGCUUUCUGCGACGUAGCAGGGCUAUGCGCGAGACACCUUCAUCUCGUCAAGGUGGCUGAACAGACUCAAAGAGAUGAUGCCCUUCAAAUUCCGUGAAUCUAAAAUGCCAUGGCCCCUGAUACUUCUGUUGUGCUGGAGCUAUGUUUUGAAAGCUACACACACAUCCAUUAUCAUCCAGACGCCAGGGAGGGUGAUGGUGAAGGCUGGUGAUACAGUGACCUUGAAAUGCUAUUUGGUUGAGCUUAUCACCUACUGCUACUCUGUGAUUUGGAUGAAAGUAGACCCCAGGAAUGGAACACUGACUAAGAUUGCAGACUUAAAGAUUGAUAACAACUCUGAGGAGGGAGAAGGGAAACAGGACAAACUAUGUUCUGCUACAAUCGCCAACGCAACAGUGAGCGACUCAGGAAUGUACUAUUGCUCAGCUGUUCAAUCCGAAAUGACCCACACGGGGAAUGGUUCUAGAGUUGUUGUGACAGAGAGAGAGAGAACACAGAACAUCACUGAAUCGCCAGCCAUCAAACUCCUCUCUCCAUCGGACGGUGACGGGUCUGUUGUGUUGACGACUCUAUACUACACAGCAGAGUCCUUCAUCCCUCUGCUGUGUUUGGUGUUGAAAGUGGUCCCAUCUCAGGUCCAUGUGUUCUGGCUCAUCGACGGGAGAGAGGACAGUGGACUAACUUCGUCCACUUGGACAGACAACAGUGAUUCGGCCACAGAGUUCACUAUGAACCAGAUUCUAGUCCAGGCAGAGGAGUGGGACAGAGGGGUGCAGUGUACGUGUGUGGUGGAGUUUGAGGGAAAUUCUAUCAACAAAACCCUGAUAAAGCCCAAUGAUUUCACUGGCGUGUGCACAAUGGUGCUGUAUUGGAUAUCUGCAGCUGCUCUCCUCACCAUUAUAGUGGCUGUCACUGUCGCUGUGUGUCGGCACCGUGGACAUCCCGAUGAGGAUACAAGACAAAGAGGCACAGGCACAGAGAGCAGGCAGCAUCAAUCUGGGAGACUCGGAGAAGCUAGAAAGGCAGUUCGAUCAUCCGUCUCGGAGGUCCAGUAUGCGACUUUGGACCACAUCCAGUUUGGGAGACGCCCAAAUACAAUUAUCCAAUAAUAUUUUGAAGAAGAAAUUGCAUAAGAGUUUUCAGAUUAUUAUGUAUGUAUUUGUGUAUAAACCAAGAGCCAAGUGUCCCCAAUUGCUAAGUGCCCAGAGUGACACAGAGCUCUUUUUUUAAUAUUGUAAUUCAACUGUGGGAAAUCCUCCUAAUAGUCAUUAAACUGUCCCAGUCCUAAAAUGUUUUCAAAGGUCAGGUUAGAGCCCUUCCGUGGGAAAACGUGUACAAGCCUACAUAGGAAAAUUACUGAAAUUGAUUGAUGAUAUAUUUAUUGUGGUGUAGGCUAAUUGGCUGCUUAUAGGCCCAUGUGAUUUCCUGUGUAUUUUUAUUUAUUUUGUACCUUUAUUUAACGAGGCAAGUCAGUUAAUAAGAACAAAGUCUUAUUUUCAAUGACGGCCUAGGAACAGUGGGUUGUUCAGGGGCAGAAGGACAGAAUUUGACCUUGUCCUGGUUUUGUCCUACAUAGAGGACCACAUUGGAAAUAAGUGUUCUUAGCUAUCCUGUCUCACCCUCAGGGAUUAAUUGUAAAUUAAUAUCUUGUUUUUUUCUUUGUUUUCAUUUUUAUUACCUCUUUCAUUACCUCUUAUCUAAUUUACAAUUUUCCUGGAACUGUUGGUGCCAACACUGCCUAUGUAUUUGAACACAUGUUUAAAAACGUUGCUUGAAUGCUAAAAAAAGACAUUCAAAUUCUCAAUCUGAAACACACUUUGACGAACUCUGUACGGCCUGUUUCUCUGACCAAAAUGAGAAGGCUCGCUGUUUUUGACACUUGUGAGUUGUUUGAUCCGGCACAGACUGCAGAUUGUGUAACAUAUGAAAAAGUGUGACAGGUGCAGGACUGUAGCCUUCAGAACAGAAGCGGACCACAUACCACAGUAGUUUAAGCUUUAGCUGCCUAACGCUCUCCUGCACACACACUCUAUCUAUCGCUCUCUCUGCAAGGUGUGGUAUUCUCAGUGUGAUAUGCUUAUGGACAGACACAGCUUUGGUCAAAUCUGUUCCUUGGUAUUAACAAACCACUAGCAAAUUCUAUUUGCAGGCUUUUUUUUCACCCAAUAGCACAUUAUGAGAGAUGAACCUUUGUACUUUCGUGAUAUGCUAUCAGCUAUCACUUAACCUCAGCAGCUUUCACGAUAUCAAUGAAACUCAGAAAAUAGA